Molecule: messenger RNA, 2941 nt
Organism: Anopheles funestus (African malaria mosquito)
Lineage: Eukaryota; Metazoa; Arthropoda; Insecta; Diptera; Culicidae
Product: odorant receptor Or2
Exons: 7
Coding region: 888-2015 (375 amino acids)
Biological process (GO): sensory perception of smell; detection of chemical stimulus involved in sensory perception of smell
Cellular component (GO): plasma membrane
Molecular function (GO): olfactory receptor activity; odorant binding
Source: RefSeq, a predicted model, not a curated record
GCCCACUCGGUUGUCCCGAAAAGUUUCUUCCACCGACUACCGAUCUUCCUCUCUUGUUAAACCAGGAACGGGGAAUCAGGAGCAAAAAAAAGGCGAACCUCAAUUGAACAAACACAUGGCUUUUUCGUGUCGUUUCUUCGUUGGGUUUUGCUGUUUUGUUUUGUUCGCCGAAGUGACCGAAAUAAAAAGCAGAACUUCACCGCAGGCUGCAUUGAAUGCAUUUCCGGGAUCGAGGUUCAUUUCUAUGCUUUCGCUUGGGAGAUUUGGCGUGGGAGAUCUGGGUCUCGUGUCGUAGUUAUGCCAAACAUUCGACGUCAAAUGAUGGAGGCUUUUGUGUGGUGUUCUCUACUCUGAAUACUCCCAUCCUGGGGGGGUAGUUGAGGUCGUGGUCUCCAACAUUCCCAGCACCUUUCGUGUGUUUCUGCUGUGCUUUAAAGAACACCCACAAAAGAGGAAACCUAAACAUGCCCAGCAGGGAAUGUAAUGAGAUAUCGAUAAAAGCUGAUACAAUUUCCGACGCAAUUCCGUUUAAUGGCCAUUGAAAUCAAAGUUCGAAGCGCUUUAAAUUCAUCCAUACAUUUCCCCAUCUGUUUGUGUUCCCACACACAAAAGGCAAAGGCCACAACUGUGACCACGGACUCGACCGAAACGAUUUCCCGAUUGCAUGGUCAGUGAAGCCUAUCAUUUGCUCCAAAAGUCAUGGUACUCAAUUAAUUUGAUUAUAAUCAAUUUUGAACAACAUACACACACAAAAAAACCUUCCACCACGGUACUAUAAAGCAUCACUACCAUCGGCAAAGGUGGCUCAUAAAUACGAGGAACCACCGGCCCUGGGUCGACUUGCUCGCCUUGGAAUUCUGGCAUCCGGAAAACGUCUCCGCACGAAAAUGCUGAUCGAAGAGUGUCCGAUAAUUGGUGUCAACGUAAAAGUGUGGCUGUUCUGGUCGUAUUUGCGGCGUCCGCGGUUAACACGCUUCCUGGUCGGUUGCAUACCGGUCGCCAUCCUGAACGUGGCGCAGUUUCUCAAACUCUACUCGUCCUGGGGCGAUAUGAGCGAGCUCAUUAUCAACGGAUAUUUUACGGUGCUGUACUUUAACCUCAUUUUGCGUACAUCCUUCCUCGUGAUCAAUCGACAGAAAUUUGAGACAUUUUUCGAAGGCGUUGCCGCAGAGUACACACUGCUAGAGAAAAAUGACGAAAUUCGACCCGUCCUGGAGCGGUACACACGGCGCGGACGUAUGCUAUCGAUAUCGAACCUGUGGCUCGGUGCCUUCAUUAGUGCCUGCUUUGUGACCUAUCCUCUGUUUGUGCCCGGGCGCGGCUUACCGUAUGGCGUUACGAUACCGGGUGUAGACGUACUCGCCACACCGACGUACGAGGUGGUGUUUAUACUGCAGGUCUACCUUACCUUUCCGGCAUGCUGCAUGUACAUCCCGUUCACCAGCUUCUACGCAACCUGUACCCUGUUCGCGCUCGUCCAGAUAGCGGCACUGAAGCAACGGCUCGGCCGGCUGCAGCCGGAUCGGACGGCACCCGGGCGCGCUCCGGGCACACUGUUCGCCGAGCUGAAGGAGUGUCUAAAGUAUCACAAACAAAUCAUCCAAUACGUCCACGAUCUCAACUCGCUCGUCACCCAUCUGUGUUUGCUGGAGUUCCUAUCGUUCGGGAUGAUGUUGUGUGCGCUGCUGUUCCUUCUUAGCAUUAGCAAUCAGUUGGCGCAGAUGAUAAUGAUUGGAUCGUACAUCUUCAUGAUACUGUCGCAGAUGUUUGCCUUCUACUGGCAUGCCAACGAGGUCCUGGAACAGAGUCUCGGCAUUGGUGAUGCCAUAUACAAUGGAGCCUGGCCCGACUUUGACGAACACAUUCGAAAGAAGUUAAUACUCAUCAUUGCACGUGCUCAGCGACCAAUAGCGAUAAAAGUGGGCAACGUGUACCCGAUGACGUUGGAAAUGUUUCAAAAAUUGCUCAACGUUUCCUACUCUUACUUUACACUGUUGCGGCGCGUGUACAACUAAAACUUUGCCUUUUUUUUCUCUCUCUCUCUCUCCAUUCGCUUUGAAAAUUCACCACCACGCAACACCAUCAAACACCAUUAGCAGCCAAAAAAGCCAUUUUUAUCCCAUUUGAUGCUCGGGAAAGUUAUUGCACCACACACACUAAAUCCCUACCCACACAAGUUUAGUACCGCAACGCGAAGCAUUAGUCGAUGCGAAUAAAAUGAUGCAAAGAACUGGAAAAGCUGCUUUAUUGUCUUCCCUUAUCGUAGUCGGGACUGGUUUUCCCAAACAUUUCCCCAACAAUGAAAGUAAAUGUUCGAUUCGUUGCAAUAAGUUCCAGCUUUUGAGUGGUUUAAAAAGAUCGAAACAGAACAGAAUAGAUAAUCGUUUUGUUCGCGUAAAUGGCACAAAAAACCGAGGAUGCCUCUUGCUUGCGCUGAUACUUCAUUUCCAUGUUAAUUGAAACUAAGCCAACAAUACAUGAGCACGCUACAUGAUGGAACGACAUCGUCGGGUACCGUGCGGCAGCCGAUUCCUUCCUGUGAAUUCCUGUGUGGGUAUUGUUUGGCUUUUUAUUUUACAAAUUCAUAUCCUUCCGCUAGUGGCCGGGUAUAAGAAGGGUAUGAUGAUGAUGAUGAUGACCAUGGGGUUAGUUAUCAAGCUACAACUAUGCAAAAACAUGACCAACAAACACGGUUUCCUUCCUGUGAUGCUGUUUUGCCAUCAGUUUUGUAUCAGUUGCUGUAGUGCUGGGUAUGGAAGUUUUGCCUCUAAUUCCAUUGCACCAGCAAAAAGCGUGCUCAUCCUUUUUUCCGUUCAUCCCAGUUCCGAGCAUCGACAAGACAAGACCACAAAACGAAAUAACAAAACAAAAAAAAGCGAGAAGCUGCCAUGCCACUACUUCUACCCAGCGUUCGAAGCGCUCAGCAGCGUGCAAGCAAGCC